This is a messenger RNA of Amoebophrya sp. A25, 942 nucleotides long. Lineage: Eukaryota; Dinophyceae; Syndiniales; Amoebophryaceae. The record is from the annotation of a GenBank genome assembly.
GACCACAGAAAGAACAAUACAGAACAACUUGUUGGUAACAUUUUCAGUUUACUACUUUCCUACUCGUAAACUUGAAAUAACCGAGUUAGCCUGAGAAUAACUGUAAGAAAGCGCUUGCUGUGGUUACACUCGGCCCGCUUUUCACGGAUUUCGGGCGCUCUACAGGCCUGCCCUUUGUGAUUGACUUCUGGGCGCCUUUGUUGCGAAAUGGGGCACAAAGGCAGGGCUUCUCGCUGCCCGCCUGCAGUGCCCUGCCCGUCGUUCACGGUAGCGCCAUGGCCCGGCCCCUGCGCGGCUAGCCGUGUUGGUCUCGGGGCACUAGCGCCGCGUCUGCAGUGGCAACCGCUCCAGACAAGGCAGCAAGUCAUUUGUAGAAAGUCCGGGAAUCGAAAGGCCGUUGCGCCUCCCCCUCGAUCCCCGGUUCGCGGCGCCGCGAACCGGGAAUCGAGUGGUCGGUUGGAGGGUAAACGGUGCGUUUGGGUGCCAAACGACCUUUCGAUCCUCGGUUCGCGGCGCCGCGAACCGGGGAUCGAGGGGGGAGGCGCAACGGCCUCUUGAUCCUCGAAAUUUCCAGUCGUAGAAGUGCGGCAUCUUGUGGUCGGUUAUUUCUACAAUCUUGUGCCCCAUGCUUCAACGGGGUCAGCACUAUGGAUCCGCUGCGGGCUGCGCUAUGCGCUUGCGACUCGCGAGUCGAGCUCUGCGCGCGGGCUGGGGGACGGUUCUUCGCCCCUCCUGCGGGGCUUUGUGCGCGAUCGAUAGAGCACAGGAGGCAGGCGCGCAAAAUGCUUCAAGCUGGUGACGCUCCGCGGAAGAGGUGCGCAGGCGCGAGUGACUUCUCGCGCAGUUAUUAUUUGCUCGACUCGGUUAUUUUAGUUUUUCGAGUAUAUGUUACAAUCUAUUUUUGAAGAUAAGGAUAACCAAUCUGAUGAAUCGUGUCUACUG